GAAGCUCAUAAGUCUUAACAAAAAUCAUCUUAGUUAGCAUUGGGAUCACCAGAAGGCGUUAGAGUUGCGUCAGGAACCUAACUUAUUAUGUAUCCCUACUUAACAUGGUGACGGUCAAAGAAUACAAUAUUCUUGAGUUCUUCUCGAGUUGGUAAUCUCUAUUAAUUUUUAUAUUUCGUGUUUUUAGUUCGGCAUCGUGGGUCAUGUUUUUAAAACUUGAACACAUGGUGUUGUUGUCUUAGACUAAUUUCCAGUGGAUUUUGUGAGAGCCAUAAAUUUUAAUUAAUCUUUAUAAAUAAAGAAGGUUUACUUAAAUAUAGAUUGUCUUAUAUAUCCAUUUAUUAUAAAAAUCUAAUCAUGUCUAAAAGUAUCUUGAAAGAAGCUUUUGAGAUAGAUUCCACCUUGGAUGCUUGCUUUACAGGAGGGACUAUCCACUGGAGUAAGAAUGGGAAGUACAUGUUUUGUAAAAAAUAUGGAGCUAUUUCGGUUGUAUCGAUAGAAAAAGGCUUUACGAUUAAAUCUUUUGGAGAAACAGAAAAUCAAGAAGACCUCGAUGAAGUUAAUUGUUUUGCACUUAACAAUGAUGAUUCGCAUAUACUUGCUCAUUGUAAAAGUGGUUUAUUUAAAUUAUGGAAUAUUGAAGAAAAUAAGUUGAUUAAAAUAUGGAAAUCUAUACACAAUGGACCUGUUACAAAUAUUAGUUAUCUUAAUGAUCAUUUGAUGGCCUCAGGAGGAAGUGAUGGUUGUAUUAGAUUAUGGGACAUACAACAUCAAGCUUGUCUAAAACUUUUUAAAGGAAUACAAGGUGUUAUAAGUGUGUUAGCGUUUCAUCCGUACAAAGAGAAUUUAUUGUUUGGGGCCGGAGAUGAUACGAAAAUUUAUGGUUGGGAUAGUGAUACUGGUCAACAAAAGAUUUUACUUAAAGGUCAUAUAAGUAAAGUUACCUCAUUAUCUUUCCACGUAAAUGGGAUCAACUUAGUGAGCUCCGGGAGAGAUAGAGUAAUUAUAUUGUGGGAUAUCACUACUGCAACCGCAAUCCGAACAUUAGCUGUAUACGAAGUAAUAGAAGGAGCGUUUAUUGUGCCAUAUAAUACUUCUUUGUUAAGCAAUGUCAUUAAACCUGAAGCAGAUUCUAUUUACGUAGCUACCGCUGGAGAAAAAGGUCUUGUUACGCUAUGGGAUAUAACAAAAUGUAAACAAAUUUAUACACAAGAAAGUUCUUUGAUUACUGCAUCUAAAGAAAAUGGACUGUCAAUUACGCAUUUAUUAUAUAACGAAGCUAUUAAUAACUUUGCUGUAGUUUCUGCAGAUCAUAAUAUAAUAAUUUAUUCUAUGGAAACAUUUGGCUGCAUAAAACAGAUUGCGGGUUACUUAGACUCCGUUUUAGACAUAACUUAUGUAGGAGAACAGGAUUCACAUAUUGCAGUAGCUAGCAAUAGUUCAGAUAUUAAAUUAUACGAAUUAAAUUCUAUGAAUUGCCAAUUACUUUGUGGACAUACUGAUAUAGUUUUAUCACUUGCUACAACUCUUGCCAAUAGGCAGUUAUUAAUUUCUACAUCUAAGGAUAAUAGUAUUCGAGUAUGGUUUUUGGAUAAAGAAACAAAAAUAAUGGCAUGUAUUGCUUCUGCUGUUAAACAUACAGCUGCCGUUGGCUGUGUUUGCAUUUCACAAUUAUCAGCAAAAUUUUUUGUAUCGGCCAGUCAGGAUUCGUGCCUUAAAUUUUGGUCUUUACCUGAAAAUUUAUCAAACUCAUCAGACCAGAUUAACAUCGAGUCAACUUAUACAGUAUCAGCUCAUACAAAAGAUAUUAAUAGCGUAGCAGUUUCAUUGAACGAUGAAUUUAUUGCAACUGGUUCACAAGACAAAACUGCUAAAUUAUGGUCUGCCAAUAAUCUUCAAUUGAUUGGUACAUUUAACGGACAUCGGAAAGGUGUAUGGUGCGUACGAUUUUCACCAAUUGAUAAAGUAUUAUUGACAACAUCUGCAGAUUGCACGAUUAAGAUAUGGUCAUUGCAUGACCUCACAUGUUUGAAGACUUUUCAAGGACAUGAAUCUUCUGUUUUAAAAGCUGAAUUUAUGUCUCGUGGUAUGCAAUUGGUCACAUCAGGUGCGGAUGGUCUUAUCAAAAUUUGGUGUAUUAAAACAUCUGAAUGUACUUUAACUAUGACAAAACACGAGGAUCGAGUGUGGGGAUUAACAGUUUCCAAAGACGAAAAAUAUAUUAUUAGCGGUGGAAGUGAUUCUUUAUUGAUAGUUUGGAAAGACGCAACAGAAGAGAAAAAAGCUCGAAUUAUAAAAGAAAAAGAAAGAAUUGUGUUAGAGGAACAAAAAUUAGCUAAUUUACUUCAAGCAAAUGAAUUAACCAACGCAUUAAAAAUUGCUUUGGAAUUGGAACGACCAUUCCAGGUCUUAAAAAUAGUUGAAGGUAUAUUAAAAAAAGAUAAAAACGAUUUACAAACCACAAUCAGUGGAUUAACACCUUCUUGUAAGCAAGUUUUAUUACGUUCUGCAUCUAAAUGGAACACUAAUAGCAAAAAUGCAGAAGCUGCUCAGACGGUUAUAAAUGUGUUAAUUAGUGAAAUGGAAAUGGAAGAUAUGAAAAGCACAGGUCUAUUGUCUUUCCUUGAGGGAAUGAUACCUUAUACGGAACGUCAUUUUAAAAGAGUAACGGAACAUUUGAAAGAUAUUCAUUCAAUUACUUACACCAUUAAUAGGAUGAAACCACAUGUUGUAAUAUGUAAAACUAAUAAGAUAGGAAAUAGUAAUUAAAAUUAUGAUUAAGUAUAGAUUUAAUGAAAU
This is a messenger RNA of Polistes dominula (European paper wasp), 2799 nucleotides long. Its product is annotated as transducin beta-like protein 3. The record is from RefSeq and is a predicted model, not a curated record. Gene Ontology annotation, cellular component: 90S preribosome; nucleolus; small-subunit processome. Lineage: Eukaryota; Metazoa; Arthropoda; Insecta; Hymenoptera; Vespidae. Gene Ontology annotation, biological process: endonucleolytic cleavage in 5'-ETS of tricistronic rRNA transcript (SSU-rRNA, 5.8S rRNA, LSU-rRNA); endonucleolytic cleavage to generate mature 5'-end of SSU-rRNA from (SSU-rRNA, 5.8S rRNA, LSU-rRNA). Gene Ontology annotation, molecular function: protein binding; U3 snoRNA binding.